Molecule: messenger RNA, 1939 nt
Organism: Drosophila takahashii
Lineage: Eukaryota; Metazoa; Arthropoda; Insecta; Diptera; Drosophilidae
Product: guanine nucleotide-exchange factor SEC12
Biological process (GO): protein secretion
Cellular component (GO): endoplasmic reticulum membrane
Molecular function (GO): GTPase activator activity; guanyl-nucleotide exchange factor activity; protein binding
Source: RefSeq, a predicted model, not a curated record
CGAUAGAUCGCCCUGCCACCGCUAUUUAGUAUACGUGGAUUUUUAAGACAACUUUCUCGGCCAAACACACAAAAAAAGUAGAUCCCUAUGAGAAGCGUCAACUGAACCGGCCCAGAAUUCCCCUGCUAGCCAACAAACGGUGUUUGCCAGCGGUCUUCCCAAUUAGAUGUGCCUGCUUCGCAGUCAGAGCUGAAAAACCCGAGUGCACACAGCCCCCUGUCCCUGCCCUUUGUCCGGUCGAUUGUGAUAUAUUAUUGAUAAUGGCUCACACACGCCGUCCCAGCGACGGCCUAUUGGCCCGUGUGAACUUUCCGCUUUACGCCGUGGACAUGCUGACCAGCCGCCACAUCUUGGUUGCCGGAGGCGGUGGCUCCAGUAAGACGGGAGUGGCGAACGGCUUUGAGAUCUACGAGCUGUACCACAACGGCAGCCACUUCUGCGCGGAGGAGGUGCUGCGCCACGAGACCGGCUCCAAUGUGGUGAUGAACUUCGCGGUGCGCAACGGCAGCCGUAGGGGCUACUUGUGCGCCGGCCAGGAGGCGCACUGCCAGAUGUACUACGUCCAGCCCCGCGUUCAGUCUGAGGAUAAUGGGAACGGAAACGGAGUUGGCGACGGAAAGCCGUCGCCGGCAGAGCGGCCCCACGAGAACGGCAGUGUGCGACAGCGAAACGCGCACUCGGGUGUAGAGCCAGUGACCAAUGGGCAGAAGCCACCGCUCUCCACCGCCGACAUAUUGCGCCAAUUCCAGCGGCUGCAGUUUGACAUCCAGACGGCGGAUGUGGUGCAGACGGACUUCCUCAAGGGCGCCGAGCCUCUCCAACGGGUGGUGCGCAUCAGUGGUAACGGUCGUCUGAUGGCCACUGGCGGAACGGACGGAAAGCUGCGGGUUUGGACUUUUCCCCAGAUGACCUUGUCCACCGAGUUGGCAGCGCACAGCAAGGAAAUCGACGACCUUGACUUCAGCCCUGACAGCAAGGUCAUCGCCAGCAUCUCAAAGGAUGCCCAGGGCUUAGUAUGGGACCUCGCCAGUGGCCAGCUGCAACACAAGCUGGAGUGGAAAACGCCAGAUGGGACCAAGUACCUGUUCAAGCGGUGCCGUUAUGGGACCGUGGAAGCGCAGAAGGACCACUACCGUCUCUUUACCAUAGCGAAUCCACUGGGUAAGGUGGGCAGGCAGCGUGGGUUCUUGCAGCACUGGGAUUGUACGAACGGGAAACUGCGCCAGGCCGUUGCGAUCGACGAAAGCCUGUCGUCACUGGCGGUGCGGGACGACGGUCGGUUCGUGGCCGUUGGCAUGAUGUUCUCGGGAAGCGUCUCUAUGUAUAUAGCAUUCAGUCUGCAGCGCGUGCUCCACAUUCCCCAUGCACACUCCAUGUUUGUAACGGGUCUUCAGUUCCUGCCUAUAACAAACGAGGAGGGACCGCCCAUCUCCAGCGACACGGAGGCAGCCGUUCUAUCUAUUUCCGUGGACAACAAAGUCUGCAUCCAUAGUCUGCCCCAAAGGCGUACUAUCCCCGCCUGGAUUGCCAUAGCCUUUUUGAUCGCCAUGAUUUUCGUCGUGUUUGUGCUGUGCUCCUACAUGGGCAUCUGAUGUUCAAAGGUCCAAGGAGAGUUCAUCAAUUUGCAUUAUUAGUUUGUAAACACGGGUUUGUUUAUCGACAGGCCACAACUCUCUUCUACACUCCACCACGUCCCACCCCCUCAUGUUAAUUAUUUUAAGUGUAUAGUUUAUUCCGCCUGCCUUAUUUCUAAUACUUAUUGCAAUGUUCGCUUAGUUAUAUCAUAAUUUGUUUAUACCUGUAGCCUCGUAACUGAAAAGUAUCUUCUCGGAGAGCUUUGUCAGUUGUAAAUGAUUUUUUUAAUUAAUUGGUAUUUAAUUAAAUUAUAUAAAGCAAACAAGUAAAUGGAAUGAAGAAGAAAUAUAAAUUCAUAAUCAGA